Molecule: messenger RNA, 969 nt
Organism: Funneliformis caledonium
Lineage: Eukaryota; Fungi; Glomeromycota; Glomeromycetes; Glomerales; Glomeraceae
Source: the annotation of a GenBank genome assembly
AUGAACAAUAAAAAUCUCGAACAACUUUUAGAUAUUAAUAAGUUACUUUCUACAACACCACCUCCUAAUAUUCAUUCUGUUCGAGCUUAUGUUUUAAAUAUUAAUAUAUCCGAUAUUUUUUCUAUUACUUUUGAUACACCCUAUGAAACACUUCCUACAUUAACCAAAAUUGAUAAUACUUCUGAAAAAAUCCUUCAUUUGCAAUAUUCACACUUAACUUCUGCAGUUAUCUUUUCUAAUGGAGAUUGUUUAUUAAAUUCUAUAUCUCUAAUCUUUAAUGCAAACCAAACUUUGGCAUUACAAUUUAGACUAGCUAUGAUUGUAGAAUUAAUAAAAUUUUCAGAUUUUUAUCUUAGUCAAAAAAUUUUUAAAGAAGAUUAUUAUUUUUCUGAUGCAGCUUUAAAUUCGGUUAAAAAUUCAGAUAUGCCAAUUACGUAUAAUAAAGAAAGAGAAUAUAUUGGUAAAAUUGCUUAUAUGUCUAAGCCACAUCGAUUUUGCUUAAUUAUUGGAUUAUAUGACUUGGCAUCAGAUAAAAAACUACGAAAUCAUCCAAAAGUUGGUAAAAUUAUUACUCGUAAUGAAGUUCAAUGUAAAUGUAAAAAGAUAAUCAAAUUGCAUCAUGCUUACAAUCCAAAAAAUUUAGAAAAAUACAAUCAAACUAGCAACUGUUUAUUAACAAAAGGAAUCCGUUCACUUACAAGCUAUUUUACAAAUUUUACAAAAUCAAAACAAUUUUCAUGUAUUGGAUUAAGAGACAAAGAGCAUUUAAAAUAUUUACAAAGAAUUGGCGGAAUUAUUUAUUAUGGUGGAGCACCAUGUAUUGAAGUAUUAGCAAAAGAAUUAUUUCCAAAAAAGUUUGACAAAGAUUUCAAUUGGAAAAGAUUGACAAAUAAUGAAAAAAAUAAGUUGGAAAAUGAAUUAACUGCAAGAGCAAAAUGGCGUAAUGAUUUUAAUUCUAAUUGCAUCUAA